Messenger RNA from Dicentrarchus labrax (European seabass), 3052 nucleotides. It is a transcript of the gene fbxw9, whose product is annotated as F-box and WD repeat domain containing 9. Gene Ontology annotation, biological process: protein polyubiquitination. Bases 574 to 2385 code for a protein of 603 amino acids. The record is from RefSeq and is a predicted model, not a curated record. Gene Ontology annotation, molecular function: ubiquitin-like ligase-substrate adaptor activity; protein binding. Gene Ontology annotation, cellular component: SCF ubiquitin ligase complex. Lineage: Eukaryota; Metazoa; Chordata; Actinopteri; Moronidae. The transcript is spliced from 7 exons.
GUUUUAUGACGACAUCUUCCCUCGUCGGAAGUGGUGUUUCAAGUAAACUUCGCCUCAACACAACUUUUCUGUUCAUAUCCCUGAAACAGAGAAGAGUCUGCAUUCAGUCGGUCGUUCAUACGGCGACAGUGGCCGCCAUUUUGGCUCACUGGCUCGGACGACGGCUGUUGACCAACGGCUGGUUUCCAGUAAACAUACACUGUAGCUAGCACUGUUAGCCUAGCAGGGCUCGAAGCUAACGUCAACCCGCUGUCUUACACCUGUAACCUUACUUGUGUUAGUCGGGUAGAGUUUUAAAUGUUACCAUUUAAUAGACGUAUGUUGCAGAUUAUAGUUAGCUAACCAAAUAGGCACCAUUUGUAUUCAGGUGUAGCCAAAGCUUUAUUUAAUCAACAUCUCUAAAGCUAACGUUAGUAAUGUAACGACAGUUUAACUGCUAAUAUUUGAGCUUGUUUGUGUUUGAACACACAUACAGCCAACGACGGUAACUUAUAACACAGAUGCAGUUUCAGUGAUGUUUGUUUACAGUAACUUACAUGAGUUAUCGGUCUUUUGCUAAGAGGAGAAGAGGGGAUGUCUGAGGUCAGGGGUAACUGUAAUGAACCGGGGGCAGGGACACAAGGUGACCCGGACGGACCUUCUCCGGACGGACCACCGGACGGACCAUCCCCGGACCCCGUGAAAUCUCCGAGUGGCGAAGCUGCCAGCUCUGACCUGCAAGGUCUCCCUGCUGGUCGCCCGACCUCAGCUGAUGUUAGCCCCUCACCUUCAGCUGAGACAACCGGCCUGUUGUCAUUACCAUGGGAGAUGGUUACCCACAUUGCCUCGCACCUUCCUGCUCAGUGUGUCAUCACUGUGCUGCCAAAGGUCUGUCAUGCGUUGGGUAAUGUGGGUAAGGACAGCACCGCUUGGCAGCUCCGGGCACGCAGACUAAUAGGAUCCCGAGCUGGCUUUCCAGUCGGACCAAGGGAGGACUUUGACUGGGCUUCUGCUUGCCUGGAGAUGGAGCAGCUGAUAACCUGCUGGACGGGCCAAGGGCAUCUUGUGGCCAGACAGACCCAAGAGGAUGAGGAGGAAAGGGAACAAGUGGGGCAGCAGCAAAGGGCAGGGCAGGAUAGGGAACCAGUUGCAGAAGGACAGGAAGAUGGUAGAGGGGAUGAGGAAGAAGGGGUGGGAGUGGUUGCGCAGGAGGUUGCGUAUGGUGUUGAUGAAGGAAUGGAGGUGGCAAUGGAAGGUGAGGAUGGUGAAAUGCAGCCCAUGGUAGCCGUGGAGCGACUGGAAAGACUGAGAGAGGCGUUGGAAGAGAGACUGGAGGAUGAUGCAGCAGCACUAAUGGAGGAAGAAAGGGACCACAGGAUCGCCUUUAAUGCUGAUGAAGGGCAAGAUGGCGCUCUUAAUCACCAAGAGGCACUGGCAGACCCCAGGAAUCUGGGUAAUGGCAGACAGGGAGAAAUCGACCAACAUCAAACCCCCAGAAGUCCUAGCCCACCCCCAGCACUGGAGUGCAUCAGCCUACCUUCAGGCCACAUUGCCCAGGUCAACUCAGUCCUCCUCGUGGGGGGAGAGGGGGCCGUUUGUGCCACAGGUUCCAGAGACUGGAACGUUAAGCUGUGGGAUCUCCAGGCAGGCACUGGUGGCACCCUGCUGCACACAUUGGGAGGUCAGGGUGACUUCAGCACCCACCGGGGCUGGGUCUGGUGCCUGGCAUCUCAGGGACCUCUGCUGGCCUCAGGGGGCUUCGACAGCACAGUGAGGUUGUGGGACCUACAGGCAGGUGGUGCAGAGAGGGGCCUGAUACGGGCCGGGGCUGCUGUCCUCUGCCUCUCCUGUCAGACAGAUGUAUUGCUGGCUGGUACAUUUGACAAGAGGAUCAGCAUGUAUGACACCAGAGCUGCUGAACCCCUGGUGAAAAGCCUCCGUCUUCAUGGUAACGCUGUAAUGUGCCUCGCUGCAGAUGACAAGUACAUCAUCUCUGGGAGUAAAGACUGCACUGUGGCCGUCUAUGACCGCAGGGCAGGCAAGGGCUUAAAGAGACUCCGGCUGAGCUCUUACCUGCUGUCCAUGAGCUACAGUGGCUGUGAGGUAUGGGCAGGAGACAACAGUGGCAUGCUCCACUCCUUUUCCAUGCAGGCUGGGACCUUAAAACCCCUGUCCCAGUUUGAUGUGGGACACACAGCUCUAGUCACUGGCAUCCACAGGUCCCCCGGAAGCCUCUACACCUGUUCAUCUGAUCGUACUGUCAAGGUACAUAUCCCCUGUUCACCUCCAAGGACAUUAUGCACACUGCAUCACCAAGCUGGAGUCAAUGGGCUGAGUGUGGAGGCUGGAGUCCUUGCUGUCGCCUCAGGGGAUGUCUGCAUGGAAGUCUGGAGGCCCAGAAAAUGAAAGAGCAAGGCCUGCAAACUAUGUGGUAAAACUUGAAAGCAGAUGGGGACAAGUCCCCUGAAGACUAUCAACGCUAUACUGAUCUUUCAGUAUACACACAACAUUGAAACAUUUGAUUUCCUUGUUUGAUCCCGUUAAGAGAUUUUUUUACAAACAAAAACACAUAUAUGAACACAUGAAAUGUGUUUAUUGCUAAAUGUUUGUUCCAUACACUUAAUUGCCAUUUUGUGCCAGUACUCAAAGCUUUCAAAGACACUACGUUGGAAAAAGUGAAUCUCGCUUUCAGUUGUUUAUUCAACAGUGUGAAACAAGCUUAUGGUAUUUACAUGCUUAUGAAUUGACUGAAUCCAUUACAGUAACUGACAUUGUACCAAAAGCUUUAGUUACAUGUACAGUGAAAUAUUUGAAUUAUCCAAGCCCUCUGUGACACACUGAUUGUAUUUGUAAAGCUAUUUAUUUAAACACAUUCAACAGUGCUAAACAAUAUGAUCCUUUUUGUCAAUAUGUCUGUAUAUCCAUUCUGUGUGUGUAUGUGUGUGUGUAUGCUAGUUUUAACAAUGUGUAACCAUUUAAUUGUUCGGAUAAAUCUAACUAUAAAUCAUUUGCACAAUACUUGACAGAUGCAUCCAUUAAAACACAUUGAAAGACUGUUAAAUUACUUGAAAAA